GCCGUAUAAUGUCCUUUAUCGGCACUCGCUAACAGCACAAAGGCUAUACAGGGGAUCUACGUAUUUUGGUAUACAUGCGUGUAAACAAAAAUAAUGCACUUUACCCAUCAGUCUCUAAGGUUACACAGGUGAUGUUUGUUUUGUGUGUCCUUUUGUGCUUGUAUUCUUAAGUGAGUGUGGAUAUGUUUCACGUGUUUGUGCGAGCACGUCGCUCUAGGUGUGCUGUGUGGUGUAGUGUUGGCCUUAAUAGGUGCUCGCUAACAACACUUGUCCCAGCAGUCUGUGAAAAGGCAGGGAGGAGUGAAUUCUGAUCGGACAAGACUGACCAGUGAACUUCCAUGUCAAACAGAGAGGGUGCUUGUUUAUUAACAUCAGCCAGUUUACUGGCAUUGGUACAAGAAAGCCUCACUGCUGACACCGGUUGUCAAGACUGGUCUAGAGUUUUGAUUGUGCUGAUUAAUCGAUGCUGAAAUAAUGCACUCCGAAAAGGCCUUGUGGCUGGUGGGACGUGUUCAAAAACUGUCUUCAUAUACAUACACGGAGAUACCCAGAUGGGAAGGAGGCCAAUUGUUUGCUUAUUUGAGUGAACUGCGGUUGGUGGCUUCAUUAUGACACCACUUUCAAGCCUCCCCUCCCCAACCUCGGUAACUUCAGCUCCCUCCCUCUCUCCCGCCCUCUCUCCCGCUCUCACUAGACAAGGGCGGUCUGUGCCCAGGGCGUGCUCUUGCCUAUAAAACCUGGCAGGUUUCAGGAAACCGUGUGUAUGAGCGAGUGGCUUGCUUAUUUACGGGCAGCAGCAGCAGCAGAAUCUUACUGAGCCUGCGUGAGUGAAGGCGUGGUGGAUUAAAUCCUUUUUAGGCAACUUUCCGCGCUCUUUGGCAGCAACAGCGGCGUAUGACCGUGCUUAAGAUCUAUUUCUAAAAGUUCUUCUGACUAUUAGGUAUCCACUGUUGUCAAGUAGUUGGUCGGUCAGCCAAUUCUGCCUAAACAUCGACAUUUAAACAUCGGCAUUUCGCAGCGUCGAAAGAGACAAAAGGAAAAGGUUGGUCUUGAAUUUGAACUUUUGACAGUGCUCUAAGUAUAAAUAAAUUGACCGUACGUGUCAACGGAGAACGGGGGGGGGGAGAGUGUUUUCUUACCAAGGCGUUACUCAUACGCGAAUUCGUUUGCACGCAAAACGUGUUCUCUUAAAACACGCGGACAAUUCCAUUGCGUCCGCCCCCACCGGCUGUCGUCAGAAGUGGGGACUGGAGGCAUGGCUCGUGCGCCCGGGCGCCAACGAUGAUAAAACCCAAGCUUCCUCUCCGCUCUUUCGGCAUCAACAUGGUCUUCCAGUCGGUCACGCGCGCGCUAAGAAAGAAAACUCGGCCGGACAAGGACAAGGAGAAGGAGCGGCGGAGCUGCCCCGAGGAGCACCGCGCCUACCUGGAGGGGGAGCUGGCGCGAGCCCGCAUCACCGACACCGACUUCAUCCUGCUCACCGCGCUCCCGCCGGAGAUCGACCGCAACGAGUGGCUCGCGACGCACACAACAACAUUUUUCAACUACAUCAACCUGCAAUACAGCACCAUUUCUGAGUUCUGUACUCCUGAUUCCUGCUCCACCAUGUGCAUAGGGAGCAUGCCCGUGCUGUGGCAGGACAGCGACCGGGGAAAGAAGACAAAGUGCACGGCUCCCCAGUACAUCGACUGCGUCAUGUCGUACGUGCAGAAGCAAGUGACGGACGAGAACACCUUCCCCACGAAAUACGGCCGCGACUUCCCCCCGUUGUUCGAGGCGCUGGUGCGGCGCGUGUUCCGCCUGCUGUUCCACGUGCUGGCGCACCUGUACUGCGGCCACUUCCGGCACGCCGUGCAGAUGGACACGCAUGCGCACCUCAACACGCUCGCCUGCCACUUCCUGGCGUUCGCGCGCGCGUUCACGCUGCUGCCCCCCCUCGACGAGAUGGCGCCCGUGGGCGACCUACUGGACGCCCUCGCGUCGCCCCCCUCCCACCCACCGCUCCUCGGCUCCGGCCCCCUCUCUACGACGGACGAUGAGGACGACGACGACGACGACGGCGGCGGCGGCGGCGGCGGCGGCGGCGAUGGCGGCGCCGGUGAAGGUGGCGGUGGAGAGAGGAGGGGGCGGAGUAGGGGGGAGAGGAGAGGGGAGGACGGAGCGAGCGCCGGUGCCGUGGGGGCGGCCGCGGUGACGUCAUCGCCCCUAGUCCCGCCGUCGACGCAGCAGAAUCAUGUGAGCGAGAGGUGAAAGGUCGGGGUUGAGGCGAAAGGUCGGGGUUCAGGUGAAAGGCCAUGCUUUAGCAAACUUGAGCGAGUUGAAAGGUCAGAAUUGGGCGAAAGUUCAGGGUAGAGAUUCAUGGUCAGGUGAAGGCCCGUUAGGGCUGGAGUCCGGGGUCUGUGUUAGGGUCAACACAGGGACAAUUAAGACCAUGGAUAGGAAGACAAUUUAGUGUUUAGAGUCAAGGUGUUAUUAGUGUAGAUUAUUAAGGGGUAAAUUAAUUGAGGGCUAAGGUUUAGAAUAGUGUUAGGGCAGGGUUACAGUUAUGGUCAGGAGUAGGUAGGAUGGUUCGUGGCAGCCACCAGACUUUUAUCACCACCAUCAUUAUUAACUAUUAUUACAAUAUCACUAUAUUAUUGUCAUACGUAAUAUUUGUAUUCCUGCUGUUAUAGUAGUCGAUACAAUUCUUGAUAUUAUUUUCGUGAAUUGUUUUUUAUUCUUCAUUAUUUCUUGUUAUUUAUUUGUUCAAGUUAUUAUUAAUCUCGAUGGCGCUGUUUUGGCUAUGAUUUUUAGAGCUGUUUAAAUUUCAUUGUUACUAUUCCCGACGUGGCGAUCGUUGACGCCGCGUUGUUCGCGCCCGUUUGUUGUUUUGGGUCUCAUCCACGAGCGAUAAUUUUCCGUUCGUGCUCGCUACCUUGAGAGAUGGCAGCAGGGGGAGGGGGGAGGGAGUGUUUUGAGUGGAAGACGAGAAGUUUAUGUUUUUUAAUUAACGAUGGGGAAAAGAGAGAGAUACGCUCAGAGGAAUGACUUUAAGCUCGAGUCACAACACUGGCACAAUGGCAUUCAAGACGAGAACUGCACACGAACACACAGGAUUUGCAUACGCACACACACACACACUUGCGUGUGUGUGAACGUAUGAAACAGAAACAUCAAAAUUUCUCAAUCCGAGUUUUUGCACGUUUCUUUGGUGGAUCCAGGAUUUUCCUAACGGUAGCGUUUCCUAUCUUACACUCAUUCCCAUCCCAACCCAUCAUCUCGGUAUUUGGUUUCUGCAAGUUGUUCCCAGAUAAAAAAAAAAUUUCCCCAGCUCUCCCUAACCUUUCCCACCGUUUUCCUUUUGCACCAUAUUCCCCAUGCAAAAUAUUUUCCCACUCUGCCCCAGUACCACCACCGACUGGCCACUCCCAGCGGUUUUCCUCUCUCCGCUCCGUCCCUUCCCAACAUUUUUAUCUCCCCUGACCGUGUGCUCGAAUGUUUGCAACCCUUUCCCUCCAUCCCUUUCGCACACCCACAAAAUCGUGGGAUGUUCACCCAGUACGACUCAAAUGCUCCAAUCAUGUGUGAUGUCCGGGAAAGAGUGGUUGAGGCCGAUGGUGGUGGUGGUGGCGGCGGCGAUGACAGAGAAAUUUACAGUUUCGACAUCGUUACCACCACCAUCAUCGUCGCUGCAGUUACACAAAAACAAUCGCAAAACCUUAACUCUUCAACUCGGCUUUGCGCUACACUACUGCUCCCUGUCCCAUCUGGCGGGUGUGGCCUUACUUCCCGUGCACCUAUGAUGUUAUUUCCUGUGAUGUCACUCGGCUAGCCACGAGUGGAUUUGAGUAAAUUGCGGAGGUGUCAGCUAAAAAAGUGAGCGAGUUUCCAUGCCGGGCAGGACAACGCGAAAGGGGGAAAAGAGGCUUUAAUCUCAAAUUUAAACGAGCUAUUCAAAAGUCUGCGCCCUUUUCCGAGGUUAAUGUUCAUCCCUUUUCGCCACGUUUCCUCCAGGUCCCCCCCACCCCCCUCAGUGUCCACCGCAUCUGGGGCUUUCGGAAAGCCAGAAUUAGAAGCGAUGGUGAUAUAGAUAUUUACAACAAUGUUACGUGCUUGGCUGAACUUACAAAUGAAUGGGAAAAACUGCAGUUAAACUACAUAGACUAUAAAUAUGGUUAGUAAAUUGCCAUGAUAUAUUAAUUAAUGAUUGCGUCGUAGCAGCAACACUGACAUGUCUCAGUUAAGUAAAAUUAUGACGUUGCUCAUUAGUUCUCUUAAAUUUUCCAUUGCACAAAAAAAUAUAUAUAUGAACUGUCCUCCAAAGAUGACAUUCUUUAAGCCACCGUAGCUUAAAAUAAAAGUGAACUUGACUUUUGAAAACCAGUGCAGCGCUGCACUGAAUAAACUAAAAACGCAAGUGGCAUCGUUAAGUUGGAAGUGGUUUCAUUGUAACACGCACACAUGCACAUAUGCCAGCACGCACACGAAACACCCUGCCGGGCCAACCUAACAAGUGCAGAUUCACUGUAUAUGUACUAUAGCUAAAGCGUCUGUAGAUAAAUAUAUUAAAUGAAAAUUUUAAAGAAACCUGAGAUCGGAAGAUGGCACGGGGGCGGCGUGCUGUAAGAGACGAUGGCUGGAGACGGGGACAUUUCCAGCGCCACUUUUGUCGGCGAAAAUAAACGGCCCACGUUUUGCGGGGGGGGGGGGGACAAAAUCACAAAAAUUGUUUCGCUUUCUUGAGCCUCGAGUGGCUUUGGGGAUUUCAUUUGUUUUAUUUUUUUUGACGAUUGGACCCCCCCACGCCCCAAAUGUGUUGUUGUUGAUGUCGGCGUGCGGACUCGGAGCGAAAGCACUGACAGUUAAAGGAAGAUGAAAGCCAGCGUCACGCUGCGCCUUGUAGGGAGCAUCCGACGAUAUGUUUAAAACCGAUUGUUACUGACGGAAGAGCGGUAACGAUGAGUGAAUUCGCGAGGCCAUCUUCGACGUCGCGACGACAUCAUCGAUGUUGAUCGUUUUUUUUGUGCGCAAAUGAGCGAUGAUCGGAACAAAGUUUUUUCCACAACAUGUGUAGAAGCAUGGCCUUGCCGUGCUCGCCGCAAGAGUACAACCACCGUUAUCGCAGCAAGUGAAAGUAAACCGGUGCAACGGCAAUGACAUUUGGUUGCGACAGGAUGUUGCUGACAAUUGGAAAACAAAAUUACUUCGGCUGGUUGUUGAGUUGACUCGUAUCCAUCGUCCGCAUGCUCCGAGGAAAGACCCUGGAAUAAGUGUCGCAGGGCAACUUCCAAUUCCUUCCUGGGCACGUCUGGUUCAAUACCAACCGCUCGACAGUGCGUUCUUCACCGCACGGUGAUUUUUUUGUGUCAGCAUUGUGCCUCUGACGAGUGUCGAGAACAUAGGCUUAUUUGAGUUAAGUGUAAAACCAAUCUCUACGGUUGGCGUUUGUUUUUCAUGCGAGAUGUUAAGCGAUUGGGCCCGAGACCCUGGACUCGCUAGAGUACCCGGUUUAAUCAGUGGUGGCUUCCACCUGGAUUUGAACCCAGAAUCUCGGAAGUGCCAGACUCCGUGUGCUGACACAGCCAUUGAGCCUCCUGAUGGCAGUUAGCCACAGCGAUUUGAUUUAUUGUUGUAGCAAUUAUUUGUUUUUUUUAGUUUUCAUUACCGGGGGCAUUCCAUGACUUCUUUGGCCAAUGCUGAUAAUGAUUUUGUUUUCCCUUAUAAAACGUGUCGACUUCUUUCACCUGCUGUUGAUCUUAGCUCGACGUGUCUUUGAAGAGCAGUAUCUCAAGCAAGCUUUGAUUACAGACGUUACAACUGGUGAUUCUUUAAUCUCUAGGUCCUUAAUAGCUCCCGCGCAGUCCAACCGCAGUGGACGAUCGAUAUUCCGUGGGUGCGAAUUUACCGUGCCCACGCUCACUUUCUACGCUCACGGCCGGGUUCAUUGGCCGCUCCUCACUCGCCCGGUUGGUCAUUGCCCGUGCGACUGCAAGCACAUCGGGCGAGUGAUCCGAUUACUUUAAGAAGCAAUUAAAAUAGGUGACGUGUGCUUCGUCUCUCUCAUUACGUUCAACACGGCUAGCAACGUAUGGAUAGAUUAAUGCGUAUAUGUUUUGCAUUUUCCUUGUGUUUUUUUUUUGUUUGUUUCAUCUGGGUCAGCCCUUCUCACCGUUUUUACCCUCUUGGAUAAUCGAGAGUUGGACGUACAGUUACACGUGCGCUUGUUCGUUAGGUUCAUUGGUGGCCCUUCUGUAGAACAGAAAACUCAAGUACCCUGAGCGAAUUGUCACAAUGGCCCCGUUUCGUACAUAAACUGUCAGCGACGUUAAGAGGUUGAGGAGAGGGCACCCUACUUUAAAGUGCACGAAUGUUUCGGGACCAUAAUACUGUGUCGGCGAAAUAUUCACAAGGCUGAAUUGAAUGAAAAACGUUCCUACAGUAUUGUUGGAUAAUUCGUUUUUUUGUUUGUUAAACUGCAGUUGUACUCUUUAAACAAAAACUGAUUAUUUGUAUUGUUUCUAAGUUGCACUUGGCCGUCAAUUCCUUGCACUAACUGUGCUCGAGUAUUUAGUUUUUGGGGGGUGUGGGGGAGUGUUCGUGUUUGGUUUUGUGUUUUAAUUUUAUUUGAAUAUGGGGGGGGCGGUGAGGGCGGUCGGGGUGGUCCUCCGUGGUUUGAGACACGGCGUGGUUUGAGACACGACCUGGUUUGAGACACGGCGUGGUUUGAGACACGGCGUGGUUUGAGACACGGCGUUGUUUGAGACACGGCGUGGCUUGAGACACGGCGUGGUUUGAGACACGGCGUGGCUUGAGACACGGCGUGGUUUGAGACACGGCGUGGUUUGAGACACGGCGUGGUUUGAGACACGGCGUGGUUUGAGACACGGCGUGGUUUGAGACACGGCGUGGCUUGAGACACGGCGUGGCUUGAGACACGGCGUGGCUUGAGACACGGCGUGGCUUGAGACACGGCGUGGUUUGAGACACGGCGUGGUUUGAGACACGGCGUGGCUUGAGACACGGCGUGGUUUGAGACACGGCGUGGUUUGAGACACGGCGUGGUUUGAGACACGGCGUGGUUUGAGACACGGCGUGGCUUGAGACACGGCGUGGUUUGAGACACGGCGUGGCUUGAGACACGGCGUGGCUUGAGACACGGCGUGGUUUGAGACACGGCGUGGCUUGAGACACGGCGUGGUUUGAGACACGGCGUGGUUUGAGACACGGCGUGGUUUGAGACACGGCGUGGUUUGAGACACGGCGUGGUUUGAGACACGGCGUGGUUUUCACCGCGGGGCGUUCGCGUCGCUCUUCUCUGUGUUGCAUAAUUUUCGUUAAGUUUUUUUGAGUAUCGAGGGACGAUGGAGGAGGAGGAGGACCAGGGCUGCUUUCGAAGGGAGAGAACUUGGCCACGAUUUUUGUUCCAUGCUGCUUUGUAAAUAAAAGUCCUAUCCAAGC
This is a messenger RNA of Petromyzon marinus (sea lamprey), 7437 nucleotides long. RefSeq names its product MOB kinase activator 2-like. Lineage: Eukaryota; Metazoa; Chordata; Hyperoartia; Petromyzontiformes; Petromyzontidae. The record is from RefSeq and is a predicted model, not a curated record.